Molecule: messenger RNA, 567 nt
Organism: Nicotiana tabacum (common tobacco)
Lineage: Eukaryota; Viridiplantae; Streptophyta; Magnoliopsida; Solanales; Solanaceae
Source: RefSeq, a predicted model, not a curated record
AUGAACUCUCCUAUGAGUUACGCUAUUGACGAUAAGGACCUAGACGACGCCGCAUUAUGGGCGGUGAUCGACUCCGCCGCCGCCGCCGCCUCACUUGCUGCCUCCUCCACCACCACUGUCUCCAAAUACCGCAAAACUCUACCUUACAAUCACUCUCCAAUUCGACCUCUUCACAUUCCAAAUCCUUCUCCGCAGUCUAAUCCUAGAAACUUCCAGAAUCAUCACCGUGACGGUGAGGUACUAAAUCACCGACCACAAAAAAUCUCCAGGUCAAACACUAACUGCGUUUCGGAACUGAACGAGACGAGUCCGAAACCGAUGGCGGUAGUAAAGCACGUGCAGCGCACGCCGUCCGUGACGAAUUAUUCGUCGCCGCCAGUGACGAGGAGGUCUCCGGUGUCGCAGUAUGAUCAAAACUAUAACAGUCCGACUGGAUCGGAAAGUUCUCCAGACAGAGAUGGCAUCAUGAGGCAUAGCUUGGCCGGUCAGUUUCCAUCUGUUUCUCUGUUCAAGGAGUAUCAAAAUGCAGCUAUGGCGGUAAAAUUCAUCAAUUUUCAUUUUAUUUAA